AGUUUAAAUGCCCGUGGGCAUUUGGAUGUGCCUGUCAAAGCUCGGGGCCCUGUCCUGCUGUGUGGGCAGGAACCAGCAGUGCUGUGUGUGGUCGGGGAUCAGCAGCACCAGGCUCUGCAGGCAGCGCUUGGUGAUCUCCUCCAGCCAGCACUGUCACUGCUCCAGGGGAGGACCUGUUCUGGGAGAGGAGCACAGCUCCCAGGGAGAAAUUGCUGGUCCUAACAGCGUGAGAGACAGCUAGAGCAACAAGGGUUUUUCUGCUGAUAAACCACUGGAGGGGAAUCUCCCUCUCCACGAAGCGCUGUCAUUCCAUUUCCAAAAGCUUGUCCCUGUCUCCAUCAGCGUUUAUGUGGGUACAUCUCUGCCGUGCUUGAGUGAUUUAUUUAAGCAUCGGCAGCUCCUGUAAAGUACAGUGAAGCACAAGAGGAGGAGGGAACAGAGGGGUAGGAAUGCGACUUUCCCUCCGUGAAAGCAAGCACAGGUGCCUAUUCUGCACAGCUCCAGUGCACUUACAUCAGUCGAGGGAGGAGGGAGACACGAAGGGUCAUUUCAGACAUUAAAUGUCUGCUGCUCAGACAUUUAAGGCCACUUAAUUAAUCGAACUAAAACAUUUCCUCUGGGAAGACUAUACACACACGCCUGUACUGUUCCUUCACUUUGCACAUCUGCUUCCAGUCCCUGUGCGGCGGUUUCACUAUGCUGGGGAGCUUUAGGGGAUUGAACUGAUGGGAAGGAGACACAGGGGAGGAAGGGAUCGCAUGAUUCGAGUUUAAAAGUUGGGCUAAGUCCGGCUUUGGAGUAUGUGUGAAAGAGGAGGAGUGAGUAGCAGCCACUCACGACACAGGCACGGGGCGUCCUGGCGGGGCGGCUGCGGGAGGAGUGUGAUGCACAAGCGGCGAAGUGAGAGGGAGCAGAGAGAGAGCGAGCGGGAGAGGAGCGAGCCGUGACUUCCACAGCGGCAGCCGCGAGAAAUCACCAGCCAGGAUUUGCUUCUCUCUCUCUCCCUCUCUCUCUGGUUUCAAAUCAGCUCCUCCCCCGUGUGGUUGUGGCUUUGCCUUCCAUCACAAGCCUGAUCAGCAACACCAGUCUUGGAAAAAAAAAAAAAAAAGAAAGAAAAAAGAAAAAAAAAAGAAAAAAAGAAAAAGAAAGAGAAAAAAAAAGGAGGGGGGGAAGAGACAAAAGGAAAAAGUGCAAAAGAAGAAAAAGGAAACAAGAAAGGGAAAAAAGAGGUGGGAAGAAAGUAAUCUCCUCUAUCCCUCUGCUGCAUCUAGCACAGAAGAGUCUGAAACUUUACGCGGAGUUCUCGCCGUGUUUCCCCGCGGCGGCUGAAUCGGCAGCGCCCGGCUCCCUCGCUGCUGCGCUCUGCUUCUUGCUCUUCCUCCCUCGCACUCAUCAGCAGUCGGCAGCGAUGGAAAAAGUUGCUGGCUGGUACCCAGCCUGGCACGUUGCUCUCCUGUUCUGGACAUGGCUUUUCCUCCUCACUUGCGGCUUUACCGGUGCAGAAAUAACUUGCAGAUCCUGCCGUUCCCAGGUGCAGCCGCAGCAGCAGCCGCAGCAGGGAUUACUGAUGCACUUGAGGACCGACAGAGGAGAAAAGGAGCAGAGGAGGUUCCUCGGGGAGAAGGGAAGUGAGAGAGGGCAAGAGGCCGGGACGGAGGAUGCCGGGCUGCAAGCGACCCUCGCCCCCGCCCCGGCGGGGAUGGAAUUCAGCGGCUGGGAGACCCGGCGAGUGACCAGGGAGCCGGAGAAAGUGGCCGGGGAGCGCCGUCCCCGAGCGGCAGCGGCGGCCCGGGCCCAGGAGCGGCCCCCGGAGGGCUCCCCCCGGGCGGGCUGGGUGCGGCGGCGGGGCCGGAGCCCGCGGGGCUCGGCGGGGCCGGGGCCGGGGCCGGGCGGCGCCGCGGGGCGGGAGCCGGGGGACGGCGGCGCCGCCCGCUUCGGGCUGGAGGAGCUGCGCCUGGCCAGCACCACCUUCGCCCUGGCCGGGGACUCGGCGCACAACCAGGCCAUGGUGCACUGGUCCGGCCACAACAGCAGCGUGAUUCUAAUUCUGACAAAGCUGUAUGACUACAACCUGGGAAGCAUCACAGAGAGCUCUCUUUGGAGGUCAACAGAUUAUGGGACAACAUAUGAGAAACUGAAUGAUAAAGUUGGUCUGAAGACUAUUUUGAGCUACUUGUAUGUUUGCCCAACAAACAAACGUAAGAUUAUGCUGCUGACUGAUCCAGAAGUUGAAAGCAGCUUAUUAAUCAGUUCUGAUGAGGGAGCCAGCUAUCAAAAAUACCGUCUGAACUUCUACAUCCACAGUCUGCUCUUCCACCCCAAACAGGAAGAUUGGAUCUUAGCCUACAGCCAGGAUCAGAAGUUAUUCAGUUCCGUGGAGUUUGGCAGAAGAUGGCUGCUUCUUCAUGAGGGAGUUACACCAAACAGGUUCUACUGGUCUAUGAUGGGGAAUGGAAGAGAGGCUGACCUUGUGCACUUGGAGGCAAGGACAGUGGAUGGUUAUGCCCAGUACAUCACCUGCAAGAUGCAGAACUGCAGCGAAGCCACUCGUAGCAAACCCUUUCCAGGCUACAUUGACCAUAACUCCCUGAUCGUCCAGGGUGAUUAUGUCUUUGUUCAGCUGACAUCAGGUGGAAGACCACAUUACUACGUUUCUUACAGGAGGAGCCCGUUUGCUCAGAUGAAGCUGCCAAAGUACUCCUUGCCCAAGGACAUGCAUGUUAUCAGCACAGAUGAGAACCAGGUGUUUGCAGCUGUACAGGAGUGGAACCAGAACGACACGUACAAUCUCUACAUCUCCGACACCCGAGGGGUCUACUUCACCCUGGCCCUGGAAAACGUCAAGAGCAGUCAAGGGCUGGAGGGGAAUGUGAUGAUUGACCUCUAUGAGGUAGCAGGGAUAAAGGGAAUGUUCUUGGCUAACAAGAAGAUUGACAACCAAGUGAAAACGUUCAUCACCUACAAUAAAGGGAGAGACUGGAGUUUGUUGCAGGCUCCACACACGGAUCUGAGAGGAAAUCCCAUUCAGUGUCUCCUACCCUAUUGCUCCCUUCAUCUUCACUUGAAGGUCUCAGACAACCCCUACACCUCAGGAAACAUCGCCAGCAGAGACACUGCCCCCAGCAUUAUUGUAGCUUCAGGUAAUAUAGGCACUGAGCUAUCAGACAAUGACAUCAGCAUGUUUGUUACUUCUGAUGCUGGGAACACUUGGAGGCAGAUUUUUGAGGAGGAGCACAGUGUUCUGUACCUGGAUCAAGGUGGUGUACUCGUUGCCAUGAAACACACAUCUCUGCCCAUCAGACACCUCUGGUUAAGUUUUGAUGAAGGGAGAUCCUGGAGCAAGUACAGUUUCACAUCCCUCCCACUGUUUGUGGAUGGAGUUUUAGGGGAGCCUGGAGAGGAAACCCUCAUCAUGACUGUGUUUGGGCACUUCAGCCACCGCUCAGAGUGGCAGCUGGUGAAAGUAGACUACAAGUCCAUUUUUGACCGGAGGUGUGCAGAAGAGGACUACAGGCCUUGGCAGCUCCACAGCCAGGGAGAAGCCUGCAUCAUGGGAGCAAAGAGGAUCUACAGGAAGCGCAAGUCAGAGAAGAAAUGCAUGCAAGGGAAAUACGCAGGGGCCAUGACCUCGGAGCCUUGCCUGUGCACAGAGGCAGACUUCGACUGUGAUUAUGGAUAUGAACGCCACAGCAAUGGCCAGUGUUUACCAGCAUUUUGGUAUAACCCAUCCUCCUUGUCAAAAGACUGCAGCCUUGGACAGAGUUAUCUCAACAGCACCGGGUACCGGAAGGUUGUUUCCAACAACUGCACGGACGGGGUGCGCGAGCGGUACACGGCCAAGCGCCAGCAGUGCCCGGGAAAGCCCCCGCACGGCCUGCGCAUCCUGACGGCCGAUGGGCGGCUCACGGCCCAGCAGGGACACAACGUCACCUUCCUGGUGCAGCUGGAGGAGGGAGACCUGCAGAGAUCCCUCAUUCAGGUGGAUUUUGGAGAUGGCAUCGCUGUGUCCUAUGCCAAUCUCAGCUCGACAGAAGAUGGGAUCAAGCACAUCUACCAGAACGUGGGCAUAUUCCGAGUGACUGUGCUGGUGGAGAACAGCCUGGGUUCCGACAGCGCUGUCCUCUACCUGCAUGUGACCUGCCCCCUGGAACACGUUCACUUGUCUCUGCCCUUUGUCACCACGAAGAACAAGGAGAUCAACGCCACAGCAGUGCUGUGGCCAAGCCAAGUGGGAACUCUUACUUAUGUCUGGUGGUUUGGGAACAACACAGAGCCACUGAUCACAUUGGAAGGGAGCAUCACAUUCACAUUUUCUGUGGAAGGGAUGAACACCAUCACUGUUCAGGUCUCAGCAGGAAACACCAUUCUUCAGGACACAAAGACUAUUGCAGUGUAUGAGAAGUUUCAGUCCCUGAGGUUAUCGUUCUCUCCAAACCUGGAUGACUACAACCCAGAUAUCCCAGAGUGGAGAAGGGACAUCAGCAGAGUAGUCAAGAGAGCUCUGGUGGAGGCUACAGAUAUUUCCAGCAAGCAUGUUCUGGUUGCAGUGCUCCCUGGCCUGCCCACGUCUGCUGAACUCUUCAUUUUACCAUAUCAAGAUGGCACAGGAGAAAAAAAAAGAACAGAAGCAAACCUAGAGCAGAUUUCAGAAACACUGAUCCAGAAACUGAAUCAAAACCUGGUCCAUUUUGAGUUGAAGCCAGGAGUUCGAAUCCUUGUCCAUGCUGCCCAUUUAACAGCAGCUCCCCUGGUGGACCUCAGUCCCAGUCACAGUGGUUCAGCCAUGCUGAUGCUCCUCUCUGUUGUUUUUGUGGGACUAGCUGUGUUUGUCAUCUACAAGUUCAAAAGGAAGAUUCCUGGCCUUAAUAUAUAUGCACAGAUGCAGAAUGAAAAAGAUCAAGAGAUGGUCAGUCCAGUCAGUCAGAGGGAAAGCAUACCUAAUGUCCCUCAGAGUGAGCUGAUGAGCCCUGAGCAACUAGUAGAUGAGAAGUUGGAAGUCCACCCCAUAGAGCAACCUCAGGCCACAGUCCAGAACCCAAGGAAAGGAAAUGCAACCAAGGUAGUCUGGACAGAGGACUUCCAAAAAGCUUGUGGAUCACCAAGAGAUUUCAAGCCAAGACCCAGAGCGGAAAUAUUUCCACAGCUGCUGAGCCCCAGAGCACAAAAGAAAUCCCUACCUAUGUAAAUGGUUGAAUUGAGGACACCAACAUCUGUAUCUAACAAAAGGAGGAGAGCUCACUGCAUUUGGACUUUUUAAUUCUUCAGAUGACAAAGGGUUUUUAGCUUUAAGCCUGUGCAUGUGGACAUUAUACUGAGACCAUAGUGGAGCUGCAUUGUACAGGUGUUCAAUUUUAGUGGGGGGUGGGGGGAGAGGAACUGGUACCACUAUUCACUCCUGCGGCCCUUCCCUUCACCCUUUCACUCUCUUUUUUCUGAUCUGUCUCUAAUUUGUAGAAAAUUCAUAAUGAUAUAGGCCAAGAAUAUGCAU
Molecule: messenger RNA, 5488 nt
Organism: Prinia subflava (tawny-flanked prinia)
Lineage: Eukaryota; Metazoa; Chordata; Aves; Passeriformes; Cisticolidae
Gene: SORCS1
Product: sortilin related VPS10 domain containing receptor 1
Exons: 28
Coding region: 1409-5185 (1258 amino acids)
Biological process (GO): post-Golgi vesicle-mediated transport
Cellular component (GO): membrane; Golgi apparatus
Molecular function (GO): protein binding
Source: RefSeq, a predicted model, not a curated record